GCUCUUGCUUCCCAAGUGGGUUUGGAAUGGCAUCCUCAGGCCACUAUGAGGAAAGGAAAGGUGGUGAUGAGCUCUAAAUCCAUCAUCAGUUCCUUGGAUGUCUCUUAUGUUGUUAGCAAUGCCUUGCACUUCGAAACCAACAUGGAGCAGCACCAAGACCGCCUUGAUAAUGGCCUGAUGUAA
Messenger RNA from Ilex paraguariensis (yerba mate), 183 nucleotides. The record is from the annotation of a GenBank genome assembly. NCBI's taxonomy places the organism in Eukaryota, Viridiplantae, Streptophyta, Magnoliopsida, Aquifoliales, Aquifoliaceae.